CAGUAGACUUGCGUAGCAUCUACCUACACUCUCUCCUCCUCCCCCGCCUGGGCCCGGUGUCAAGACCAAGUCAAGAAGACCGGAGACGGGGGAGGACGCAGGUGGAUGGCUCGGACGGAUCCUCACCUUGGCGCUCCACUCCACACCGCCUGGUCCACACACAAAUGACCAGGAUUUUGACCACAAAACAAUGGGGUGGUGACAGUGGUCCAGUUGUGCGACGAAUGCCGACAACAGGGUCCGCCAGUGCACCCCGCAAAUGUUGGCAUUUGUUAUUGCGCACAGAUAACGCCUGCCAGAGUCCGAUGUGGCCCCCAUGUUGGUCCAGCGCAUCUAAGACGUGGCCCGUUUAGAGGGCAAAGAGGGCACACAUACACACACACACACACGACGGUUAGACUGUCAUGUCCGACGAUGUUCACAGUGUGUUCCACAGCAAGGUGAGGCAGCACGGUGACCUGCGCGGGAUGUGUUUUAUAGUGAUGGCAUGCUUGCACAGCAUCUACCGCACUCUCUCCUCCCCCGCCUAAGCCCGAUGUCGAGACAGAGUUAAGAAGACCGGAGGCAGGAGCUGGUACGACCAAACCCGCAGCUAGGCGUACCACCACACCCUCUCGUCCACAGCGAACGCCCAAUUAGGAUUUCAACCAACAACAGCACCACAACGAGUCAGAAAGACGAGGAUGAGAGGACACCCAUCCUCACGACCUGUAGACCCAGUAGGGGUGCAAGCACAUCUGCCGGCAGGGAACCAGGUGCCAGAGAACUUUCAGCGUACACCAGGCUGCGAGGGCCAUGGUUUGCUGAUCCUAGCAUAGCAGACGCUCACAAUCCUUGAGGUCCAGAAGUGUGACACGCAACCCUGCAUUUAGCCUGGGUCAUCACCUUUCAAAUGCUGGGUAACCUGUCAGUCUUAGACUGAGUGGCACUACUACUAGAGUGCAUGCACACUCUUCACAUGCACAAGGUGCGGUGCAGGUGCUGGUGGGGGAAGGUACGCUGGUGUGGUGUAGUCCGCGGUUGUCUAUCAUAAAUUUUCGUGAAUGCUCAUGUGACCUAGUAGGCUCAUGCGGUGGCUGAAUGUGCGAGGGCGGUUAAGGCGGAUGCGGCGAGUGUAUGUGGAUGCUCCAGGCACUGGUUUGCCAGUCUCUGUGUAAUGGAUUCGCAAGUGAAUGUGCGACCAAAAUAUAGGCGGCCUGAAACCGAGUUCCCAUCGCUGGAUUUGAGGGUGUUGGUGAUGAUGUUAGCAGAUGGCGGGUCGUCGGACGUCGUCCCAUCGGUGGGGGAAGUUCGAGAUGUCCUGGUGUUUGGUAAUGCUGCUCGCUGUAGUGGACGUAGGGGUUUGGGCAGGGCGUAUUAUGUCGAAGAUUGAUGGCCGCGGGGCAGCGACAGUAUGAUCAUUGGCGACGAGGUGGUCGUCGUCGUCGCGGUGUUUGCAGCAGGGGCCGAAAUUGGAGGAAAAGUUUACGUUGACGGGUUGUUGGUGCAUUGCGUCCGAAGGUGGCCAACGAGACCGAUUCGCGCGCGGAGUGGGCGUUAGUAACGCGGGCAUUUUGGAAGCAGCUGGCAGUUGGCAUCGAGGAGUGGAUGCACUUGUGAUUUGCGGGUCUCCCUUUUGGCUUUGGUGGCGCGAUCCCAUUUGCUUCGUAGAUGUCUGAGCCGGUCUGUUCUGGGCGAGGCCUUCCCGGGUCUCCGGGUUGGUCUGCAGUCGUUUCAGCGAGUUCUUCAAAGUGUCCUUGUCCUAGUAAAUUAAUAAAUACACAGUCAAAAAAUAUGUGACUCGAGCCAUAACUACUAUAAGCGAUUUCUUCUAGGCCCUAUGAUAGUCACGUCCACCGUAUUGCAUGUUUAGACUACCUCAAAACUAGCACUCUUGCCAGACGUCUUUGCCUCCAAAUUAAGCGGGUUAAUUCGGACCACAGUUGUUGAUCAAAAAUAGUGAGCUGCUUUUUGGACAGACUUUUUGUAUCCAGCUUGGAUUUGCACGGACAUAUUUGGGCUGAACAAUACCAACUUCGGCACAAUAACCGCAAUGUUUAUGUCCCAUUUGCAUGUAGCACGCACGGACCGAGAAAAUGAUAACACUUUCUACGAUCUACUGUUUCUGUUCUUAUUCACACUGUCUCCGAAGUAGGCUGAGUAAAAUUGGAUCUCUUCGGAAUCUCCGCAAUUCAUUGUUUAAGUUAACAAGGUCAGUAAAUUGCGGCUAGUUUGCUUCCGUGCGAGUUUCUGCCCUAUCUUGGUUCUAAGACCCUCAAGAGUUCUGACCUAAUUGAUGCAACAAUCAAAGUAUGGUCUAAGACAACACUUUUACGAACUCCACGAAAAUGACAAUCUUUUCACUUAGUAAAUUAUUUUUCCGUGGACACCAAGUCUGAUAAAUAUAAGAGGAAGUGGGGACAACGUUAAUAAGACUAAUAAUAAUAAUAUGAUGAUAGUGGUGAUGAUGAUGAUGAUGAUGAUGAUGAUGAUGAUGAUGAUGAUGAUGAUGAUGAUGAUGAUGAUGAUGAUGAUGAUGAUGAUGAUGAUGACGUCGUCGUCGUCGUCGUCGUCGUCGUCGUCGUUUCCGAGGAUGUCCAUUACGUGCUCCACAGGGCGGUGAGAGCGGGGACGGUGACUUAA
Messenger RNA from Spirometra erinaceieuropaei, 2622 nucleotides. NCBI's taxonomy places the organism in Eukaryota, Metazoa, Platyhelminthes, Cestoda, Diphyllobothriidea, Diphyllobothriidae. The record is from the annotation of a GenBank genome assembly.